AUGAAGGAGCGAAACCAUCUCAAUGUUUACAAAGGCCCCUAUUCGGUCAAGGAUUACUUCAAUCCCGAUGUGGCACCACUGCUGCCCCUCGUGGAGCUACCCGACAGCCUCAACCCUUAUCGACAAGAUGGCGUACGCAUAUAUGCUAAGAUGAUGACCAUGCAUCCUGCAAAUAACGUCAAAGCAAUGCCAGCACUGAAUCUGCUUGAGCAUGGUGUCGUUCCGGACAAGACUCACACUGUCGUGGAGUACAGCUCUGGAUCUACUGUCAUCUCUAUGGCCAUGGCCUCCCGUGUACUCUACGGCCUGAGCGAUGUACAUGCGUUCCUGAGCAAUAAGACGACCGCUGCUAAACUAAGGCUGAUGCAGUUCUUCGGUCUUAACAUACUUACUGACGUCUCACUCGCGGCAAGUACUUUGUUUGGCGGGCCCUCCCAACCGGAACCGAAUGAUGAGCGUGGAGGUAUUCGUGCUGCAUAUCGCUGGGCACAGAAGUCCGAGUCUGUCGUCAACCCAGACCAGUAUGGCAAUGAUCUUAACUGGCAAUCGCAUGUGCGGUGGACAGGCCCUCAGAUUCUGGAGCAGCUGCCUGAGAUCAACCUGAUUUGUGCCGGGAUGGGCACAUCUGGAACAAUGUCAGGAUUGGGGACCUUCUUCAAGGAGAAGAAAUCCUCUGUCUAUCGUCUUGGUGUAUGUACGGCGGCAGGCGACCGAGUGCCAGGGCCGCGAUCCCUAGCUCUGUUGGCCCCCGUGACUUUUCCCUGGAGGUCCGCUGUUGACCACAUAGAGGAGGUCGAAUCGCGCCCUUCAUUCUCGCUGUCCCUUAAGCUUUGCCGAAAUGGCAUCAUAAGCGGUCCUUCAUCAGGUUUCAACCUCCAAGGAUUGUUCCAGUUCAUCGAGAAACGAAAGCAGGAAGGCACCUUGGCUAAGCUUACAGGGGAGGACGGCGAGAUGCACUGUGUCACUCUAUGCUGUGAUCUCCCGUAUCAGUAUAUUGAUGAGUACUUUAGCAAAUUAGGUCUGGAAACAUUCCCUGCUAUCAAGAACUCGGAGCUGACUGUAGUUGACCUAUACCGAUAUGACUCGUCCUGGGAAAAGGAACCAUCAGCAGCACUGGCUGACUUCUAUCAGCUUGAUAUGGUCCUGGCAAGAGAUCUGUUGUUCUUCCUGUCCAAGAGGCGAGUCAAGGAACGCCAAGGCUGGGAGAAGAUUGUGAGCCCUGUACCAGACACAGUCAUCGUCGAUCUGCGGCAGCCCGAAGACUACGAUCAAUUCAGCCUACCUGGUUCCGUGAGCUUCCCGCUCGUCCAGGCAGGCGGGCCGAGUCCCUUCUCGAACGCUAAACUCUUGGCGUCGCUGUGGCGUGAAUUCGGGGUUAGCCUAGGUUCCGAAAGCGAGGAGAUCUGCUCCCAGAUACGCGGCAAGCGUUCGCUCAUCAUCUGCUACGACGGAGACUCUGCCCGCGUCGCUACUAGCGUGCUGAGGGCAAAAGGCUACGCUGCGGACAGCAUGGGUGGUGGCAUAAAGGCCCUGCAUCGCCUCGACUCGCAGUUGGAGGGUGAUCAGCAUGGCUACGGCGGCUAG
Molecule: messenger RNA, 1584 nt
Organism: Thyridium curvatum
Lineage: Eukaryota; Fungi; Ascomycota; Sordariomycetes; Thyridiales; Thyridiaceae
Exons: 8
Coding region: 1-1584 (527 amino acids)
Cellular component (GO): cytoplasm
Molecular function (GO): cystathionine beta-synthase activity; cysteine synthase activity
Source: RefSeq, a predicted model, not a curated record